AUGACGGCCGUCCAAACUGCCAUCGUCACGCCCAAACUGCUGGACUCCCUCCGCGCCCAGCCAGACCUACCUGAUGAUGUAUGGUAUCUAGUCAUCGCAACAGCCCUCUGCGUUCUCAACCGGCCAGAGGAGAUUCGGACUGUAUACACGCAUGCCGUGGGCGCAGGCCAUGGGAACGCCGGCCAGCAGAACGGCACAGUCAUCCCAGAUGACGAGGAGCAGUUGAGGAUCGCGCGGCGGAUGCGCGAGGCUCUGCUCAAGACAUCUGCCAUAGCAGGCUUGCCCAAGACCAUCAACGCCCUCCAAGAGCUCAAGAAAGUCGUCCCCACCCACCUAUCCGACGAGCCCAACAGCCCCUCACCCACCAACCGCCGACAAGACGUGCACGACACACCCACGGCCCAGGUAUUGGGGCGCGGACAGAGCUUCUUCGACGCCUGCUACGGCAAGGUGGCAGGCAGGGUGAUGACGGCCCUGGACCACAGCGGGACCGAGGACCUGGGUUUGGCGGUGCGGCUCACAUAUGGGUAUAUUUUGAGCACGACGGCGGUUCUGGACGAGGUUGAGACUUCUUAUGUUAUGAUUGCGGGGUUGGUGCCGCAGGAUGUGAACCCACAGCUCAAGGGACACCUCAAGGGAGCCCUGAACGGCGGCGCAAGUGUGGGACAAGUGCGCGCGGUAAGACAGGUGGCCAUCCACGUGUGCAAGGCUGCCGGCAUGAGGGUCUUGUCGGAGGGAGGUGGUGGGUGGGGGUGGAGGACCGAGGUUCAAGAUCUCUAA
Messenger RNA from Cryphonectria parasitica EP155, 780 nucleotides. RefSeq lists its product as uncharacterized. Lineage: Eukaryota; Fungi; Ascomycota; Sordariomycetes; Diaporthales; Cryphonectriaceae. The record is from RefSeq and is a predicted model, not a curated record. The transcript has 3 exons. Bases 1 to 780 code for a protein of 259 amino acids.